This is a messenger RNA of Carassius gibelio (silver crucian carp), 1583 nucleotides long. Its product is annotated as intermembrane lipid transfer protein VPS13B-like. Bases 127 to 1506 code for a protein of 459 amino acids. NCBI's taxonomy places the organism in Eukaryota, Metazoa, Chordata, Actinopteri, Cypriniformes, Cyprinidae. The transcript has 7 exons. The record is from RefSeq and is a predicted model, not a curated record.
GCUGCGCUCUCUGCAGUCACCCGUUCCCUUCCACAAGAUCUCGCUGCACACGGUGCAGAUGGUGGUCAGUGUGGAGAUGGAGGAGCACGCGGCGCGGCCCCAGGUCUGACCCUGUCUGUGUCGGCCAUGACAGGUGCGCUGACGCUGAAGAACGCCAUCAAACCCGGAGAUGGUUUUAAGGAGGUCUGUCUGUCGGUUCAGUGCGAGGACGUGUUGGUGCGGACGGGUCUGAAGGACAGAAGUGCAGUGUUUGUGGGUCCGUUCUCCUGCAGUGCGGAUCUGGAGGCUCAUUGGUGCAGACACAGUGGAAGCCCCGCCCUCGACUCGUCUGGACCACCGAGAGUGUUGAUUGACCUGAAGGGAGGCCUUCUGCAGGUGUUUUGGGGGCAGCAGCAGUUUAACUGUUUGUCUGAGAUUCAAGAGCAGCUGCAGAGCUACUGGAAUCAGAUGAGCAGAACAGAGGCGGAGUCUAAUGAUAAGCCCCUCCUCUCUACACUGCUUCGCACCCCUAGCCCCGCCCAGUCAGAAUACUCCUCUGAUGACCUGCGCACAGGCCUCUUCCAGUACAUACAAGACUCAGCGUGUCAGAAGCUGCCGUCGCCUCAUGAGGUGGUGUUUUGGAGAGAGACGGACGAGUCUCCAGGUGUGAUGCUGUGGCGGUAUCCUGAACCGCGUGUGAUCACGUUCCUCAGGAUCACACCUGUUCCCUUCAACACCACGGACGACCCUGACAUCAGCACAGCCGACCUCGGGGACGUGCUGCAGGUGCCCUGCAGUCUGGAGUUCUGGGACGAGCUGCAGCGGUCAUUUGUGCCAUACAGAGAGUUCAGCCUAUCAGAGAGCAGCGUGUGUGAGCUGACCCUGCCCACUCUGACCCCUGACACAAACCAGACUGACCUGGUGACCUCUGACCUCUGGAGGGUUGUGCUCAACAGCCCCAGUGACGGUGGAGAUGAGAGUUCGGACAGUGAAUCAGGUUCUCAGGUGCCUUCUGAGCAGCUGGUGUGUCCCACCGCUCUGGCCGCCUGUACACGUGUGGACUCGUGUUUCGCGCCGUGGUUUGUGCCGUCAGUUGGUGUCUCCAUACGACUGGCGUACCUGGAGCUGCACUUCUGUCACAACCUGGAUCAGCUGGGCACAGCGCCGUGCCAGAAGCUCCGCCCCUUCCUCCCAGACAGGAAGUCUCCUCAGGAUCAGGAGUUUGCGGUGGUGUGUGUGCGUGAGCCGUGUGUGUUUGUGCGUCAGUGGAGUGACGUGAUGCAGUGCUGUCAUGAGCUCAGCUUCUCUUCCACACUGAGCUGCAGACUGCUGGAGUACCGCAACCUCACCUACCUGUCCAUCAUCCAGCCGGUCAGCCUGCGGGGACACGCCACACACACACACACACACACGCGCUCCCGGCGCACGCUGCACUGUGACACCACGCUCACACCGCUGCACGUCGCCGUCGGUCAGUACGCCGUUCACACACUGGACCCGAGCGCUGCAGGCCUGGGACACAGGUGAGACCAGACCAGACCAUCACUGAUGGGGAAUAAAAGGGUUUCAAAGCAGCUGCGUGGUGUUGCUCUGACAGUUCCUGG